This is a messenger RNA of Schistosoma intercalatum, 1641 nucleotides long. The record is from the annotation of a GenBank genome assembly. NCBI's taxonomy places the organism in Eukaryota, Metazoa, Platyhelminthes, Trematoda, Strigeidida, Schistosomatidae.
AAGCGCCAAGGUUAAGUACUUCGCUACAAAUGUCUAGUGUUCAAACUUCCUCCCAAAGUAAUUCAUCCGCCUCUGAUAUGGAAAGUGUUUACAAGUGGGUUGCUUCAUUAACUAAUGUAGAAACCCGGGAAAGUGCACUCCUUGAAUUAUGUAAAAAAAGAGAGUCGGUUCCUGAACUUGCUCCACUUCUGUGGCAUUCCUGUGGCUCUAUUGCUGCGUUGCUGCAAGAAAUAUGUGCCAUUUAUCCUUACAUCAAUCCACCAAAUUUAAGCGCACACCAAUCUAAUCGUGUAUGCAACGCGUUGGCUCUUCUGCAAUGUUUAGCUUCCCACCCGGAAACCAGAAAUGAAUUUUUGAAAGCUAACAUACCUCUUUAUUUGUACACAUUUUUGAACACAAAUAAUCGAACACGCCCAUUCGAAUAUCUAAGGUUAACAAGCCUAGGGGUAAUUGGUGCACUUGUUAAGACUGACGAACCAGAAGUUAUAGCCUUCUUACUUGGUUCAGAAAUUAUACCUCUUUGUCUAGUAAUUAUGGAGUCAGGAAGUGAACUGAGCAAGACUGUAGCUACUUUCAUUAUGCAGAAACUGUUGUUGGAUGAAGUAGGCCUAGCGUAUAUCUGUCAGACUUAUGAACGAUUUGCACAUGUAGCUACUGUUUUGGACAAAAUGGUGAUCCAUUUGGCGAGGGAGCAGUCGUUACGUCUUUUAAAACAUGUAAUACGAUGUUACUUACGUCUUUCAGACGACUCACGAGCUCGUGAUGCUCUUCGAACAUGUUUGCCGCAACAGCUUGUAGACGGCACAUUUAGUAGUUUGUUAGAGAACGAUGUCGCUACUAGACGAUGGCUUACACAAUUAAUUCGCCAGUUAUCUGUUCGUGCAGUUGGUUCUGCGGCUACAUCUAGCACUCCUGCUUCUAGUGUUAGCUCGGUUGAUGUUAAUACACUGAAUACCACAAAUGCCAUUCGGGCUGCUCUUAAAACCAGUACUAUUGCUUCUUCAGUAGUAACCACAGUAUCUACUGUAAGUUCCUCUGGACCUACAGUUUCAAACGUUACAGGUGCCCCGAGUAGUACAUCAGGUGCCCAGGUGUCUACAUCUGGUCCUGUGUCUUCCAGCUCAGGUUUAGAUCCUGCAGCAUCUUCAAGUAACUGAAAUACCGUCACACUAGCCUACUCUUUAGGAAGCCGUGCAUAUUUUAUUUGAGAUAUGCUUAGUCUUAUUAUGUGUACAUAAUUCUUUCUGAUUUUCUCCAACCGAAACUUUUUUAUUCCUACUUCUUUGGUUUAAUCAGAUGCAGUGAAAAUUUUCAGAAAAUGGUUAGUCACCUUGUAAAAAAAACUUUCUGGCUUUCUAGCAACUUUGUUCACUUCAAGUAUGUAUAUUUUGCAAGUGGCAUUUUCGUGCUUGCUUAUUCUGAUACAGUUAUGGGCGUCAUGUACAUGUUUCGUUUUUCCGUGUGAAUCUCACAUGAGCCGUAAAAACAACUUAACUUGUAACAAUCUUACUUUAUAUUUUUUUAUUUAUUGCUGCAGUAAAGUGUCGGUAUUCGGUUGGGAAUGUAAUUGUAGAGGAAUUAGCUAUCGAGUUUGGUCUCCAUAUUACUCUAGAUACUUUUUGUGUAAAGUUUCUUGGUUUC